UCUGUGCACAGUCAAGCAGAAAUACGCGGAGAAUGUUCCUCACAACAUGACGGAGAAGGAGUUCUGGACGCGGUUCUUCCAGUCUCAUUACUUCCACAGAGACCGGAUCAGCACGGGCCUGCAGGACAUCUUCUCCGAGUGUGCCAAACAGGACGAGAGGGGCCUGAAAUCGAUGGUGACGCAGGGAGUGAAGAACCCUAUGGUGGACCUGCUUUCUCUGGAGGAUAAAACAUUAGAUGAGGGUUACGGCACAGCUACAGUUCCCACUCCAUCAAACUCCUCAAACAAAUCUCUGAGAGAGAACAGCAACUGUGCCAUAAUCAAACGCUUCAACCAUCACAGUGCCAUGGUGCUGGCGGCCGGCCUACGCAAACCGGAAGCUCCCAGCGAUCAAGCCAGUGAGACCAGCAGCACUGAUGGGAACUCCAGAGAUUCAGAUCUCUUCCAGCCGCCAAUCAAAAAGGUAAAGUUACAGGAAGCCAUCGAGUAUGAUGACCUGCAGGGUGACUCCGGGCGUAAGACCAUCUCUCUGAACCUGAAGAAAUCAGACAGAUAUUCCCACGGCCCGGUUCCUCUUCAGUCGCAGCAGUACACCACCAGUCAGGACAUGAUCAACUCCAUCAGCAUCAUCCAGCGCGAGAUGAGGAGCUAUAAACCCCGUCUGACGCAGGUGAUGUCCAGCAGUGCGGCGAGCUCCGCCAUCAUAUCGCUGUCACCUGGAGGAGUCCUGAUGCAGGGCGGAGGUCAAAAGACCAUUAACCAAUUAGUGCCCACUGAUGUUCAGAGCGAGCUGAAGCACUUAUAUAUGGCCGCCGGAGAGCUGCUCCGACACUUCUGGUCAUGUUUCCCCGUCAGCACUCCUUUCCUGGAGGAAAAGGUGGUAAAGAUGAAAUCUAACCUGGAGAAAUUCCAGGUGACGAAGCUCCGCCCCUUUCAAGAGAAGAUACAACGGCAGUAUUUGAGCUCUAAUCUAACGGGCCACCUGGAGGAAAUGCUUCAGGCUGCGUACAGCAAGUUCCAAGCCUGGCAGACGCGCCGGAUGAUGAGAAAGACCUGAGGAGACGGAGUGAAAGCCAUGAAAGAGAGAAAAGACUGAGUUUAAAGAGAACGGGAGAGAACUGUGACGCUCUCUCCCAGUUUGGACCGACUGGAGCCUGAUGGGCGGAUGUUCCAGCCAAUCAGAGCUGGAGGUGCUAGUGAGCACAUCUGUAUGGGGGAGGGGCUUAGAGAAGCUAAUCUUAUUGGUCCAUGUGGAGACGGGGGGUGUGCCAGUCACAAAUACCUGUAAUUAUUUUCUUCUCUCUUUACGUUUUUCGUUCAAUUCC
Messenger RNA from Carassius carassius (crucian carp), 1325 nucleotides. Its product is annotated as general transcription factor IIH subunit 1-like. The record is from RefSeq and is a predicted model, not a curated record. Bases 47 to 1057 code for a protein of 336 amino acids. Gene Ontology annotation, biological process: nucleotide-excision repair; transcription by RNA polymerase I; transcription by RNA polymerase II. Gene Ontology annotation, cellular component: transcription factor TFIIH core complex; transcription factor TFIIH holo complex. NCBI's taxonomy places the organism in Eukaryota, Metazoa, Chordata, Actinopteri, Cypriniformes, Cyprinidae. The transcript has 10 exons.